GUGAUGUUGUCCAGUGACGUCAGUACAACAUGGCUGAGCUAGACAUUGGGAAACAUUGUACCAUUGCGACUUGUAAUCAACAAGACUUUCUGCCUUUCGUCUGCGAUGAUUGCUCUGGGGUUUUCUGCAUUGAACACAGAAGUCGAGAGUCACAUGCGUGUCCUGAGAUUCCGGUCAAAAAAGAAGUUCUGACAUCUAGCAGCAGUACCUCAUAUCCAUGCACAUUUGAGGACUGCAAAGGAAAGGAGCUACUACCAGUACUGUGUCCACACUGUCAGAAAAACUUCUGUCUUGCACAUCGGCAUCAAGAUGACCACAAGUGUGAGAAAUUGGAGAUCCAGAAGCCACGCAUGGCUGCCACUCAACAGCAUGUAAAAAAUAUAGUUGAGUCAAAAAAGGGCUUGCCUGCCAGUAAGGGGCGUAAGGGUGCGAAGAACAGUGCAACUGCAGCGAAGGUAGCCCUGAUGAAACUGAAGCUGCACGCUGAUGGAGACAAGGGGCUGCCGCAGACAGAGAGGACAUACUUCCAGGUGUUCCUUCCAAAAGAGGCUAAAGACAACAGCCUGCCCAUGUUCUUCUGCUCCAGAUGGAGCAUAGGAAAGGUGGUGGACUAUGCUGCCACUCUGGCAAACCUCAAGAACAACAACAACGUCUUAACAGCCAAGAAGCUGAGGUUGUGCCACCCGCAGACCGGAGAAGCCUUAAAGAUGGACGACACCCUGCUGUCCUGGCUGGCUCACUCAGAUUGCCCACUUUACAAUGGGGGGAACGUUAUUCUGGAGUACCUGGACAAUGACUGCACAGAGCUAGAGGACGUCACUGCGUACCUCCCUGUGUCCCGAUGAACAUUGCUUCCUGUGUCCCGAUGCUAUUUCUGCAUCAUCGCAGUGUCAUUGCUUUCAUUUGACAUUAGUAAAAUAAAUGUUGAUUCAUCCUGUCAGUACUGAAUUCAUUUAAUAUGUGUGUUAGGAGAUGCGUCACCAUUUACAAUGUGAUCUUCAAAAUAAAGUAUUAUAAUUUUG
Molecule: messenger RNA, 1022 nt
Organism: Anguilla anguilla (European eel)
Lineage: Eukaryota; Metazoa; Chordata; Actinopteri; Anguilliformes; Anguillidae
Gene: zfand1
Product: zinc finger, AN1-type domain 1
Exons: 8
Coding region: 30-845 (271 amino acids)
Biological process (GO): cytoplasmic stress granule disassembly
Cellular component (GO): cytoplasmic stress granule; cytoplasm
Molecular function (GO): zinc ion binding
Source: RefSeq, a predicted model, not a curated record